Molecule: messenger RNA, 903 nt
Organism: Pleurotus ostreatus (oyster mushroom)
Lineage: Eukaryota; Fungi; Basidiomycota; Agaricomycetes; Agaricales; Pleurotaceae
Product: Mitochondrial transcription factor 1
Exons: 6
Coding region: 1-903 (300 amino acids)
Source: RefSeq, a predicted model, not a curated record
AUGUUCUUGAUCAUCGACUUAUCCGACAUCAUAUACCGUUUCAAGAUAAUCCUCAUCGAAGGUCCAGACGAACUGUUCGCCGACAAACUAGUAGCAGCGGAUGCUAAGCUGCAGAACUUCGUCUGGGCUGGCGAGAUGCUGUUUAUCUUCUUGCUUAUUCUGGGAGAUAGCAUCGUACUCUGGCGAACGCUGGUUCUGUAUAAAUACAACCUAGUUCCCGUCUUUAUCCCUGGAUUGACGUGGAUCGGUUCAGUGGUGGCCGCUUUCUACGAAGUUGGCUGUGACAACAAGUUUGGUUGGACUCUUCCAGACAGUCGACCUUCCGCCGCGUCAGUUGGCAUCGAAUCCUGCGCGAAGGCGGACACCGUCAGUUUCAGCCUCUCCUACAGCACCAACAUAAUUUGCACAACGCUCAUUAUGUUCCGAGCUUGGCAGUAUCGCCAAAACAUGAAGUCAUUCACGGGCACCGCAAGGAAAACGACGCAAGUUGAGAAGGUACUUGUUCUCUUGGUAGAAUCGGGAUUCGUUUAUCUGGCCAUCUACACCUUCCAAGCUGUUCCAAUUUAUGGCGGGAGCUUCAACCCGAAGACAGUAAUAGUGGUUCAAGCCGCGAAUGCCAUCAUCCAGCAGGCGAUGGGAAUGUACCCAACAAUCAUUGUGGUCCUCGUCCAACUCCAGAAGACAUUGUGGGAUACACCCGAACUAUCCUUCAUGCUUGGCUCCCGUAGCCAAAUGCAAUUCGCCUCCGCGUCCCUUUCAGUCUCAGCGACAGACCAGCUAGACGCAAGCAACAUGGAACACAGCCGUACUGAAUACGCUGAGAGCGGUGAAGGUCGCUCGGGAACAUCGUCAAAGGCCCGAGGCCUUAUCUCCUCCUCGUCUCUCUUCGGCAAGGGGGUGUAG